UCUGCUGGACCCCCAUCGUGACGUCACAGGGCCUCGGUGUUGUGGACCUCAGGUCACUGUUAGAGGACGCUGAACCAUGGCUCUAAGGGUGACCCGCCUGCUGCUCCCAGCGGGGGGUUUCGCUCUCGAAGCGGGGCGCGCGGCCCAGAAGGCGAGGCUUCACGUGAGCGCCGCCAGGCGUCUGGAGUACGGCUGGUGGGCGUACGCCCUCGGGGAGAGGACCACGCCCCGACUGACGCAGUACAGCAAGAUCAUCUCUGUGGAUGGAAACCUGGCCUCAGGAAAAGGAGCGCUGGCCCAGAAGCUCGCCGACAAACUGGGGAUGCUCUACAUGCCUGAAGCCGACAACUUCUACCUGGACAAGAUGUCCGGGGAGGCGGAGCCUCUGCCGCUGGACUUCAACGGGAUGUGCAGUCUGGAAAAGUUCUACACGAAUCCGAAGGCGGCGGACGGGAACAGCUACCGGCUGCAGAUGUGGAUGUACGCCAUGAGGCUGCUGCAGUACUCCGACGCCAUCGAACACCUGCUGAGCACAGGUCAGGGAGUCAUCCUGGAGCGCUCCCCGUUCAGCGACGUGGUCUUCCUGGACGCCAUGUUCAAGCAGGGGUACAUCAGGAAGGAGUGCGUGCAGCACUACGACGAGAUCAAGAACAUCAGCAUCUGCGAGUUCCUGCCGCCGCACCUCGUGGUGUACGUGGACUCGCCGGCCGAGGAGGUGCAGAAGAAGCUCCGGCAGAGCGGGAAGCCUUACCUGCAGAACGUUCCUCUGGAGUACCUGAAGAGCAUCGAGGAGUCCUACAAAAAGACUUUUCUCCCUGAAAUCAGGGAAAAAGCCGAGGUGCUGACCUACGACGCCACGGAGGCGCAGGACGUGGAGCGGGUGGUGGAGGACAUCGAGUACCUGAAGUUCGAGAAGGGGCCGUGGUUGGAGCAGGACGACGUCAGCUAUCAUCACAUGAGGAUGCUUGCGGAGGACAAACACAGGGUGGCCACGCUGACGCACAUACCCAGGUUCCUGCCGGAGAUCACCAUCGGGGCGCACGACUAUGACGAGAAAUACUACGCCUACAGAGCACUUCCUGGGAAGAAAUAUGCACCGGGCUACAAUGAAGACGCUGGAGACAAACUCAUCUGGUUCAAGUGAACGCCGUGCCCUUUGGACGGAUGGUUGCCAUGGACGCGGUCGCUCGAUUGUACAUCCUAAAUGUUAUAUAUAUAUAUGUGUGUGUUGGAAGAAUAAAUUUGGAUUUCAAAGCCUU
Messenger RNA from Oryzias latipes (Japanese medaka), 1259 nucleotides. It is a transcript of the gene ndufa10, whose product is annotated as NADH:ubiquinone oxidoreductase subunit A10. Gene Ontology annotation, cellular component: respiratory chain complex I; cytoplasm. NCBI's taxonomy places the organism in Eukaryota, Metazoa, Chordata, Actinopteri, Beloniformes, Adrianichthyidae. The record is from RefSeq and is a predicted model, not a curated record. Gene Ontology annotation, biological process: mitochondrial electron transport, NADH to ubiquinone.